Psylliodes chrysocephalus is the source of this 534-nucleotide messenger RNA. The record is from the annotation of a GenBank genome assembly. NCBI's taxonomy places the organism in Eukaryota, Metazoa, Arthropoda, Insecta, Coleoptera, Chrysomelidae.
UUCGAAAUCAGUACUCAUUAAAUAAACAGUGCAGUGCGUCAGAUUUGGAGAUCGUCCUGAAACAUGCUGAACAAUCUGGGCUCUGUCGGGAUUAAAGAAAUGUGCGGUGAAGACAUAAAAAGGCACCAAAGUGAUCUCAAAAUACUCGAUCAAUCCCGCAUAGGUGGAUUAUGCGACGGUGGCUUAUCAGGCAUCGGAAGUUCACUUAGCAAUAGUUCAAACGAUGGUGACAAACCUUCCAAGCAGAAAAGGCACAGAACGCGGUUCACUCCGGCUCAGCUCAACGAGCUGGAACGAUGCUUCUCCAAAACGCAUUAUCCCGACAUUUUCAUGAGAGAAGAAAUUGCUAUGAGGAUUGGAUUGACUGAGUCUAGAGUGCAGAAUAAUCUUUCUACGCUCUUUAUAAAUGUGUUCAGAAAUUUUGAAGUUUAUAAAUUUAUCAGUUUUGAAAUUAGGGACGAAACAAAGGUUCCAAUUUCAACUUUAACAAGUAGGAAUUUAACUUUUAUUCUCUCUAUCUUUAACAGCUGUUAA